GACUGGUUCGCUUUCCUGGACAAGAGGAUCGACGCUAUGGAGCUUUGGGCACCCAAAGGCACAAUCUCGAGUGGCAAACAAGAGAAGAAACCGCAGCCCAAAGGCACUGUGAAGUCGCACCACACUGAAACCUUGAAGUGCCCCAAGUGUUCUUCAUCUCAUCAGCUGUUUCAAUGCGAUGCCUUCAAAGCCAUGACUCUUCCAGACAAGCGCCGAUUUGCAUUCGCUCAGAAAGUGUGCUACAAUUGUCUGAGGACAAACCACAUUUCUGAAAAGUGUCCAUCAAAGUCGACGUGCCGUGAAUGCAAUCAGAAACACCACACAAUGUUGCAUCCCAAUGAUGCUCCCAAACCACAGACGCCUCCUGCACAGCCUGCGGAGGCACCCGUGCCUGCCUCCAGCAUCACUUCCCACCACAUGUCAGCCAAGAACCGUGUUCUACUCCCAACGGCAUUGGUGAAAGUAGCGGACAAGCAUGGCAAUCAGCAGGAAUGUCGCAUUCUCGUUGACACUGGGGGAGAAUGCACAUUCAUUUCCGAAGCAUGCGCUCAGCGACUUGGUCUCCCUCGGCGCAACGGCCGACUUGGUGUGAAUGGCCCCGGGGAAGUCACCGUCGCACACACAAAAGGAUUGGUCAGUCUUGUUCUCUCCUCCAUACAUGAUCCCGGGGAGCACAUUCAAGCGGAUGCUUAUGUGCUCUCCAAGCUCACGUCUAUGUUCCCUGGCGAAAAGAUUGUUGAGCCAAAAUCGUGGCAACAUUUGAAAACGCUCCAGCUAGCCGAUCCCACUUUCGGCACUCCUGGUACGAUCGACAUCAUUCUGGGAGGUGACUAUGCGCUGGCGAUCAAUUUGCCACAAAUUCUACACAGCGAGACUGGCGUUCCAGUGGCUCAAUUGACUAUUUUUGGAUGGAUUUUGGGCGGCAAGAUCGGAGGUCAAGCUGCGAAAGUCACGUCGUUCCAUACUUCGGUCAAUCUUGACGCCGCAUUGACUCGCUUUUGGGAACACGAGGAUGUGCCCCACCCGAAAGCAAAAUUCCUCUCGGAAGAGGAACAAUUCGUGGAAAAACAUUUUGUGGAAAAUGUCAAGAGGUUGGAUUCUGGUCGUUACGAAGUCCAUCUUCCUUUCAAGCCCAACCACCCGGACUUGGGCAACUCGAAAGCAGCAGCUCUCCAGCGACUGCGAGUGAUGGAGAAAAAGUUCACGAGGGAGCCCAUCUUUCAACAGAGCUACGUAGACUUUAUGAAAGAAUACUUGGAGAUGGGUCAUAUGGAGCUUGUGGCGGCGGAGGAAUGUUUUGAGAACGCCAAAUCAUACUUCAUUCCUCAUAUGGCCGUCCUCAGGCCCUCCAGCACCACCACGAAGCUGCGAGUCGUGUUCGAUGCGUCGGCGCGCACGAAGCCGACAAACGUCUCGCUGAACGACAUCCUUGCGAUCGGGCCAACCAUCCAACAGGAUUUGGUAUCCACCCUUCUAAAAUUUCGGACCUACCGGUACGCAUUCGCAGCAGACAUUGAGAAGAUGUACCGGCAGGUGAGUGUAGCACUCCCAGACAGAGACUACCAGCUGAUCCUCUGGCGUGAUAGCAUCCAGGAGGCCAUCAGAACGUACCGUCUCACAACUGUUACAUACGGCACAGCCUGUGCGCCGUAUCUUGCAACUCGAGUCCUCCAACAGAUUGCGUUGGACAAUGGAAAGGACUUUCCGGAGGCAUCUCAUGCAAUCCAGAUGGGGUUCUAUAUGGAUGACCUUCUCUACGGGGCUGAUACAGUGGAGUCAGCGAUGCAGUUGAUGCACGAUAUUCAUGCCAUCCUAGCCCGCAGCGGGUUUCGUCUUCGAAAAUGGUCAUCGAAUUCAUCGGCAGUACUCAACGAAAUCCCUCCCGAAGACUUGGCAGUUACCCCAGCGGAUGUAGACAACUGCUCCAAGUCAAUAUCAACUCUCGGUCUUCAAUGGUCACCCGGCAGUGACACUUUUGCUCUGACAAUUGAGAAAAUUCCACCGGUCACAACAAAACGAGAGCUUUGUUCAGCAGUGGCGAAGAUUUUCGAUCCGCUAGGGAUCAUCUCUCCCGUCACUUCCGCAAUGAAGAUGAUCUUCCAAAAGUUGUGGCUCUGCGAUGCGGACUGGAAUGACUCUUUGCCAAACGCAAUCAUUGAUGAAUUCAACUUCUUCAGGGACGAGAUCGAGUGUCUCACUGAAGUCAAGUUGCCUCGUUUCAUUCCACAUGGAGAUGUGAUGGAACUCCACGGUUUUUCAGACGCGUCGGAGAAGGGAAUUGGAGCCGUCAUUUACGUCCGAGGAUGCAAUCAAGACGAUGAGACCACAGUUCGACUCUUGAUUGCCAAAGCUCGCGUAGCACCUCUGAAACCCACAUCUAUCCCGCGCCUGGAACUUUGUGCGGCCCUCCUUCUUGCAAAACUGUUUGAGAAAGUCAAGGAGGUGUUCUCAUCCCGAUCAAUCGCAGUCACUGCUUGGUCGGACUCAGCAGUUGUUCUCCACUGGCUUCAUCAUCAUCCCAGCAGGUGGAAGACCUACGUGGCGAAUCGCUGUGCUGAAAUUCUCGACAUUGUUCCUGCAGCUCAAUGGAGACACAUCGCAUCCGCCGAUAAUCCAGCAGACUGCAUCUCUCGAGGCUUGACACCAAAGGAGCUCAAUCAGCAUCAUCUAUGGUGGACAGGGCCACCCUGGCUCGUGCAAGACAGUGAACAGUGGCCUCCAAGUCUCAUUGAUCUGCCAAGUUCUCUUCAGACUGGUGAGGAGAAGCCACCCAAAGUUACGUCGCAUCUGGCGACACCACCGAAAACACUUGAGCUCUUCCACAAGUACUCUAGUGUCUCUACAUUGAUACGCAUUGUCGCUUACGUUCUCCGCUGGAAACGCAAGUAUCAGGGUGAGCAAUUGAAAGGACAACUUUCAGUUCAGGAACUUGACAAUGCACGUCACUGUCUCAUCAAGAUUGUCCAAAGCGAGGGCUUUCCGGACGAACUGAAGCAUCUGCAAAAGGGUCAGCAGAUGAAGAGUGGCAGCAAGCUCCGCUCUCUGGUGCCAUUUCUCGACAGCGAAGGAAUUAUCCGAGUCACGGGCAGAAUUCAGAACUCUGAGUUGGGACCUGAAACGCGACAUCCUAUUCUGCUUCCCGGAAAACAUCCUUUCACCCUGAAGCUCAUCGAGAAUGUGCAUAUCUCUCAUCUACAUUCAGGCCAUACACUGACUCAGAGCAUUCUCAGGGCACGGUAUUGGAUCAUCGGAGAACGUACCAGUGUCAAGUCAGUGAUUCACAAGUGCAUCCCUUGCUUCAAGGUGAAGCCAAAACCGGAAACUCCUAUGAUGGGAAAUCUACCAAAAGUGAGAGUCACCGCAGACGAAGUAUUCAAAAAUGUGGGGAUUGAUUACGCAGGUCCCAUUCGUCUGCGAUCCAGCAACUUGCGAAAGGCUCCAACUCUGAAAGGUUACAUCUGCCUCUUCAUCUGUAUGGCAACCAAAGCCAUUCAUCUGGAAGCCGUGUCGGAUAUGUCAACAGAAGCAUUCAAAGCAGCUUUGGCCCGCUUCACUGGUCGACGUGGACACCCGGCUCAUAUUUAUUGUGACAAUGGUUCAAAUUUCCUUGGCGCUGUUGAAGCAGUUGGAGGCAAGGAGAAUCGCAAACGUCAACAGGACAAAAUUGUGAAAUUCAUGUCUGACACCGGAACUCAGUUUCAUUUCAUUCCUGCGUACUCCCCUACGUUUGGUGGACUUUGGGAGCGGGGCAUCGGAAACGUGAAACAUCACCUGAAACGAGUUCUUACGGACACACUCCUUACUUUCGAGGAACUGGCCACAGUACUCAUCAGAAUCGAGGCAUGCCUCAAUUCUAGGCCUUUGUGUCCCCUCUCUCCCAACCCAGAUGACUUCGAAGCUCUGACUCCAGGGCACUUCAUUGCGUUGAGGCCGUUGACACAGCCUCCUUCAACAAAUUACCUCAACACCAAUCCCAACCGGCUGACCCGAUGGAAGUACCUACAGAGGCUCUCUCAGGAGUAUUGGAAAAGGUGGCACAGUGAGUAUGUUACUUCUCUACAACAACGACCGAAGUGGCAGAUCUCCCAGAGGAAUCUUCAGCCCGGUGACCUGGUGUUGGUCAAAACUGACAAUCUAUCCAGUGGUGAUUGGGAACUAGGAAGAAUUGUUGAGGUACAUGUGGGUUCUCAAGGAGCAGUUAGAGCGGCCACCGUCAACAUCAAGGGCAGCAUCUCAUGUCGGGCUGUCAACAAAAUGGCAAAACUUCCUGUGGAUUCAAACCCGGAAAUGGAUUCUUGAGUUAAACUCAACCCGGGGAGAAUGUCCGAGGAAAACUCCUCGGAGUUUUUGCGUUUUAUUCUUUAAUGGGUAGACAACAUGUCUACUUUUUGUCUUUUUCAUAACCUACAAAUGAGUUCAAUGUGUGAAAACGUGUUUGCUAAUAUUUCUUUAAAAUAACUUGUAUUUUCUUUGAAUUUAUUAAAUAAACGUAGUUAGAAGUAUCCAUUGAGUAUAUAGUUGGAUUUAGUGAGUGCGUCCACUACCUAGGAGAAGAGAGAUACACACCAGCUGCAAUUUUCCGUCGCUUCAAACCGGAUGCUUAUUAAUUUUAUGCUAUAUCGUUCAAGGUCUGUGUUAUUCUGACUGAAUCUACCUCCCACGCCAAUUGGAGAGUAUUACUAAUAUAUGCUGAUAUACUUAAAGGUAUUUCUCGCUACAACACGAUAAAAGUGAAUUGAAGCGAGAAUUCAAAACUGUAUUAAUUACAAUUUCCACUGUUGAGCAUGUUGGAGCAGCAGCUCCACAAGUGUUCCAUAGAUUUGUAAUGUAUUUCCCCCGAUGUUGUGUGUCGGACAAACCGGGAAAAUGAGCAAUUUUCACGGUACAAUAAAAAAAAACCUACAAGCAAAUUGCGCGCUUAUUUGCUAUUCUAAUUUGGGAUUUUGUUUGAACACCAUGUUUUACAGCCGUAAGAAAAUCUUUACAUAAGAUUAGAAUCCUCCAUAGCACCUCUAUGCUCUUCCCGCACUGGAGACACUCCUAAGUCUCGAGAAAAGUGUCACAGAGGUUUCUUUCUCUCUUUAAAUUAAAUUUCUUCAUCGUGGAGUUUGUGGCACACACACGAAAAAAAUUGACUAAUCGUUUGAAUAAAAACUUCCGUGUUUUCUACUAAAACAAACAUUAUUUUUUCAGCAGAAAUUUGAGAUUUUAUAUUUUUGAAAGGGAAUGCAUUUUUGACCUU
Molecule: messenger RNA, 5242 nt
Organism: Lutzomyia longipalpis
Lineage: Eukaryota; Metazoa; Arthropoda; Insecta; Diptera; Psychodidae
Exons: 2
Coding region: 37-4299 (1420 amino acids)
Biological process (GO): DNA integration
Molecular function (GO): zinc ion binding; nucleic acid binding
Source: RefSeq, a predicted model, not a curated record